UCAAAAUAUCAUUUAACUGAUUCUUUUUCUUAACAAAGAAUUUACACACACAAAAGAAAAAGAAAGAAAAACAAUAUUUUGCUCUUCAGUAUGAAGUCAACGCGCAUCAUCUUUUGACAGUAGAGGAUCCUGCGUCUCCAUGCGUCUUAUUUCAUCAAACUGCCCAUUUCUAACAUUCGAAAUGUUUUGAGACUGGAACUGCGAGGAUGUGGACGUUACCGAGGACCCGGUUCGCGCACUGUAACGGAUCGUCGAAUAGCGAGGAGACAGAAAUCGCCGUAAAUAUCGGCGGCGUGCGGCUGGUUCUAUGCGGAGACAUUUUGAACCGCUAUCCGGAGAGCAGGCUCGCCGAACUUGUGAACUGUUCACCUCGGAGUUUUGAUGUCAUUUCAUCACUUUGCGAUGAUUACGACCCUGGGAAAAGAGAAUUCUACUUUGACAGAGACCCUGACUCUUUUAAAUGCAUCAUAGAAGUGUACUACUUUGGGGAGAUCCAUAUGAAGAGAGGAAUCUGCCCGAUUUGUUUUAUCAAAGAAAUGGAGUUUUGGAAGAUUGACUUGAGCUACUUGGACGAAUGCUGCAAGAGUAACUUGAACGAGAAAGAGGAAGAGUUGGCAGAGAUUGCGGACAAGGUGAAACUGAUCCUUGAUGAUCUGGACUGUGACCUUGCCGUGAGUCGCACGGAGAGGUGGCAGAAGUUCAUUUGGAGACUAAUGGAGAAGCCGGAUUCCUCGCUCCCCGCACGCGUAAUUGCCGUCGUGUCCUUCCUCUUCAUUUUAGUGUCAUCUGUCGUAAUGUGUCUCGGGACCAUACCGGACCUCCAGGUUGAGGAUUCCGAAGGGAACCGCGUUGAGCACCCGACCCUGGAUGCUAUUGAGACGGCUUGCAUCGGUUGGUUCACGGUGGAGUACGUGCUGCGCCUCGCAUCCUCCCCAAACAAGUUGCGCUUCGCUCUCUCCUUCAUGAACAUUGUAGACUUCAUGGCCAUCCUGCCCUUCUAUGUAGUGCUGAUUCUCAAGUUUCUCGGCACGGCAAUGAUGGAGCUUGCCAACGUGCAGCAGGCGGUGCAGGCGCUCCGCAUCAUGCGCAUUGCGCGGAUCUUCAAGCUGGCGCGCCAUUCAUCUGGACUGCAAACUCUCACCUACGCGCUAAAACGCAGCUUCAAGGAGCUGGGACUGCUCCUUAUGUAUAUGGGAGUGGGCAUCUUCGUGUUUUCAGCCCUCGCGUACACCAUGGAGCAGAGCCAUCCGGAGACGCUGUUCAGAAGCAUCCCUCAGUCCUUCUGGUGGGCCAUCAUCACCAUGACCACCGUCGGCUAUGGGGACAUCUACCCAAAGACCACCCUGGGCCGGUGUAACGCGGCCAUUAGCUUUUUGUGCGGGGUGAUCGCCAUAGCGCUACCCAUACACCCCAUCAUCAACAAUUUCGUCAUUUAUUACAACAAGCAGAAGGUGCUCGAGACCGCCGCCAAGCACGAGCUGGAACUCAUGGAGCUGCGGUCGACCGAGCUUGCAGUAAAAAGCGCCUCGCGCAAGUCUGACGCGCCCGAGAGACCGUGGGAAGGUGCCAUGCGCGCAUCGCGUAGCGACACAUUCAUCCCUCUCCUUUCGGGAGCGCACGGGACUGAGAGGGACUCCGUGAAGAAGAAAAGCCUGACUUAGGACAAAUAUAAAAGAAACUCGAAAGGCACUUUAGGUUUUACAAGAGGUGGCGUUACCAUGGUCAUUUGUGUGCUAUUAACCGUUGUGCUGAAUCGUCCAAAGAGAUGGAAUGUAACAGUCAAGCUGCCUGUGUUGUUUUCAAUGGACGUCAUUUUCUUGAUGCGUAAAAAAAUCUCUUUAGUGUUAUUUUGUCUUAAUUAAAUAAAAUGCAUGUCAAACUCCACAGGCAUAUGCGUUUCGGAGGUGUUGAGCCAUGCGCAGUGACGCCCCAAAAUAUUUACAUCUUAAAUCCAGAUUGGGUGUAUUAGGGAAAUCUGUACAAGAUCUGUUAUGUACAUUUUUGCUAAACAAGAAACUGAAGUUGAUUAACAUUGCUGUAUAAGUGUGUUGGCUUGUGAUAAAGUCUCAUUUGUAAGUCUAAGUUUUGGGGUGAGUCAAAAGUGCAACAAUUUCACACAUACCCUAAAUCCACCCGAUCAUAUGUAACAGUGUAUUUAUAGCCUAUACAUAUAACAGUAUAGCCCAUUGCAAAAUAGGCUAUCUAAAUUGCAGGUUGUAUUGGUUGCCAGGAAGCUGCAAGAUUCUUGUGAACAUCAACAGCCCACAUUUUUAAAAUAGCUUUGUUUUAUUACAUUCAUGAUGUAGACAUACUAUCUUCUCUCUUGUACAUCCCUUUCCUUGUCUUCUCUGCUUGGCUGAAGGUGGAAAGAGUAAGAAAGAGGGACUGCUUGAUUGCAGAGCUACAGGGUUGUAUACCUCACACUCUCCCCAUGCAAUAUUUGCCCCUCUUUCUGGUUUGAGUAAAAGCAAUCUUG
Myxocyprinus asiaticus (Chinese sucker) is the source of this 2476-nucleotide messenger RNA. RefSeq names its product potassium voltage-gated channel subfamily F member 1-like. The record is from RefSeq and is a predicted model, not a curated record. Bases 207 to 1661 code for a protein of 484 amino acids. Lineage: Eukaryota; Metazoa; Chordata; Actinopteri; Cypriniformes; Catostomidae. The transcript is spliced from 2 exons. Gene Ontology annotation, molecular function: voltage-gated potassium channel activity; protein binding. Gene Ontology annotation, biological process: protein homooligomerization; potassium ion transmembrane transport. Gene Ontology annotation, cellular component: voltage-gated potassium channel complex; membrane.